This is a messenger RNA of Raphanus sativus (radish), 363 nucleotides long. Its product is annotated as F-box protein AUF2-like. Bases 1 to 363 code for a protein of 120 amino acids. The record is from RefSeq and is a predicted model, not a curated record. The transcript has a single exon. Lineage: Eukaryota; Viridiplantae; Streptophyta; Magnoliopsida; Brassicales; Brassicaceae.
AUGGAGAGCUUAGUGAUGCAUGAAAGAGGAGGAGAAGGGACGGUAGUGAUGAAAUCCGAGGGGUUGAAAGAGUUUCGAAAGGCGGCGCGUGAUCAAGAAGUCGAGGAGCGCGUGGAGAAAAAACAGAGGAGUGUGGUCCCGAGCGUGAGGAUGAGCAUGAGACACGCUCCGUCGCUUAAGCUAAAGAGUGGCAUAUGUUUAGAAUCCGCAACGCUCGUGAUCGUAAGGCCGAGCCAGGAAUAUUCUGACGUCGGAGAUGAUGAGCUGGCGACGGAGGCUUUCGCCGGGAGUUGUAUGUACGGUGAAGCGGUCGCGGCUUUGUUGAAGCGUAGUAAGAACACCGUGGAUAUGAACUCGUUUUGA